Molecule: messenger RNA, 1659 nt
Organism: Eptesicus fuscus (big brown bat)
Lineage: Eukaryota; Metazoa; Chordata; Mammalia; Chiroptera; Vespertilionidae
Gene: SLC16A6
Product: solute carrier family 16 member 6
Exons: 6
Coding region: 71-1645 (524 amino acids)
Biological process (GO): monocarboxylic acid transport; transmembrane transport
Molecular function (GO): monocarboxylic acid transmembrane transporter activity
Source: RefSeq, a predicted model, not a curated record
GGGGAGGCCAAGCCGGCGCCUUAGUGGGAGCCUUUGGGGUUUAUUCUCUGCCCUUCUAACUUGAUUAAGAAUGACCGAGAAGAAAUCGCAGCUUUGUUCCGGAGCCAAUGUGUAUACUCAAGUGCCUGACGGAGGGUGGGGCUGGGCAGUAGCUGUGUCUUUCUUCUUCGUUGAAGUCUUUACCUACGGUGUCAUCAAGUCAUUUGGCGUCUUCUUUAAUGACUUAAUGGACAGUUUUGAGGAAUCUAAUAGCAAGAUCUCAUGGAUCAUAUCAAUAUGUGUGUUUUUCUUAACAUUUACAGCCCCCCUCUCCACUAUCCUGAGCAAUCGCUUCGGACACCGCCUGGUGGUGAUGGCGGGAGGCCUGCUGGUCAGCGCCGGGAUGGUGGUGGCCUCCUUCUCGCAGGAGGUGUACCACAUGUACCUCGCCAUCGGCAUCGUCUCCGGUUUGGGCUACUGCUUCAGCUUCCUCCCCGCCCUCACCAUCCUGUCCCAGUACUUUGACAAAAGGCGCUCGAUCGUCACCGCAGCGGCUUCUACGGGAGAGUGUUUUGCUAUGUUUGCUUUUGCACCAGCAUUCACGGCUCUGAAGGAGAGCAUCGGCUGGAGAUACAGCCUCCUCCUCGUGGGCCUGCUGCAGCUGAACAUCGUCCUCUGCGGGGCGCUGCUGAGACCCAUUCUCAUCAGGGGGCCGGGGUCACGGAAAACAACGGGACAGGAAAAUGCGAAGGAAGUGCAAUACAUGCUUGAAAACGAGAAGACACGCACCUCGAUAGACUCCAUCGACUCAGGAGUGGAACUAACUACCUCGCCUAAAAACGUGCCUGGGCACCCGGCCGUGGAACUGGAGCCGAAGGCCGACGUGGAGCAGCAGGCCCUGGAGACGCCCGGCCCCACGCGCGGCGCCGAGAAAGGGCCCCUGCUGGACUUCUCCGUCCUGAAGGAGAAGAGUUUCAUCUGUUACACGCUGUUCGGUCUCUUUGCGACGCUGGGGUUCUUCGCCCCUUCCUUGUACAUCAUUCCCCUGGGCAUCAGCCUGGGCAUCGCCGGGGACCGCGCCGCUCUGCUGUUAUCCACCAUGGCGAUCGCCGAGGUGUUUGGGAGGGUGGGAGCUGGUUUCGUCCUCCACAGCCGGCCCAUCCGUAAGAUCUACAUUGAGCUCAUCUUCGUCCUCUUAUUGACCGCGUCUCUGUUUGCCUUCACGUUUGCGACUGGAUUCUGGGGUUUGAUGUCCUGCAGCGUAUUUUUUGGUGUCAUGCUUGGGACCGUGGCGGGCACCCACAUCCCACUGCUCGCGGAGGAGGACGUGGUGGGCAUCGAGAGGAUGUCUUCUGCCGCCGGAGUCUACGUCUUCAUUCAGAGCAUAGCGGCGCUGGCUGGGCCGCCCCUGGCAGGGCUGCUGGUGGACCACAGUAAGGUGUACAGCAGAGCCUUCUACUCCUGCGCCGCCGGGAUGGCGGUGGCCGCGGGGUGCCUGGCGCUGGUGAGGCCGUGUGGGAAGGGCCUGUGCCGGCGCCACCGCCCAGGCGACGGGAAGGCGGAGAGCUACCGGGGGAGAGCUUUACAAGACAUCCCCGAAGACUUCCUUGAAAUGGACCUCGGGAAGCACGAGCAUAAAGCUCCUAUGAAGACGGAGCCGGAAUGACAGACAGGCUUUCG